AAAGUCAUCAUUGCUUGGGGAAUCUGGAGAUGAAAUCCUUCAUACAUUACAAGAUGUUCAGCAUAUCAGAUGAUGAUGACCUGGACUACCUCAGCGGAGAUUUCCUAGAUGUCCCAUCUCCAAAGAACAGACCCGCCAAGCGUAGCUCCUUUGAUCUUGGGCUGACCGAUCACAACACCAAUACGAAAAAGCCAUGCAUCACAGAACUAAAUUUAGCAUCACAACAUGGAAAGAACGGUGUACAGAGGACAAAUUCUGAAGGCCAAGAUAAACAGAAGGGAGCUUUAACACUCCACCCUCCUUCGUUUCUCAGGAGUAACGCGGCUACUACUCCUUGUUCACUUCCUGCAAAUACUUUCACUGGGCUUGCUGGUAGGCCUACUAGCGCUACAUGUAGCAGUGUGUCUAAACCAAAUACCCCCAAACCCAUUGUCUCGUCGACUUUCUCAAACAAACCUUGUGGCAGUGUUCUCUCAGUAAGUGACAAAUUCACUGUGCCCGAUUCAGAAAGUAGAAGUACAGCAAAUGACUUGGAUUUUGGACUUGACUCUGAUUCUGAUUUGGACUUGAGUCUAGUGAAUGCAAUGGUUGGUGCUGUCGAGACUGUUGAUGAAAAAAAACAAGGAGCUCCUUUAGCACCCAGAAAUGCAAUUAUUCACAAUUCACAAGUUCCCUCAACGUCAAAAGUUAACUUUGCAACUGUUUCUAACAAAGGACUUAACUCGAAUAAGCCACCUUCACUGUCUUCAAAUAACAUGCGGGGGAUAGAUAAUCAGCCUGGUAUUGUUGGUCGGUUGAGAACUCCCCUAAACUCUGUCCAGCCUAGUUUGUCAAGUAACGCUCCAAGCAACUGUGGUAAGGAAACUGCCAGUUUAUUGAACAUUUCUUCCUCGCAUCGCAAUGAAAGUGGUGGUGAAGGAAAUCUUUCAAAGGUUUUACGGACUCCAAGUGUUCAGCCUCAUGCCCCAUUCGAACCUUCAAAUUCGGCAGGAUCUUGUCUGCGCACUCCAUAUGUACCAGUUCGACUAGGUUCUGAAAGAUAUAUUUCGCCGACGCCAAAUCCACAACAUGAUACUUCAAGUAAUACAGUAAGAUCUUCAACUUCUGCAAGUGGAAGUUACAGGCUGCGCACACCAGAUGUACUUAUACAACAAGACGCAGACAAACGAGUGACUGCAACCCUAAGCAGAGGAGCUUCAAAUGUCCACGAGCAAUGCACCCCUUCUCACCAGAAUCCACUGUUUGUGCGUACGAAAGUCUCCCCACUGCAGACGUCGAGUCCUUGUCCAAGGGAGGGAAGACCAGAGGCUACCACAAGGUACAUCACUCCCAAGUGUCCUGCCCAAGGAAGGAUGAGAACAACUGAUGAUGAUACUCCAAGAAGGAGGAAGAAAAGACGAAAAUUUCCUGGCCCCGCAGGCAUGCUCCCCAAACUGGCCCCAGGACAAGAUCUCGACAAUGUCAGUAUCAAUCCUUUCGAUAACGCUGCCAAGAUGAAAGAAAACAGUGGACAAAAGACACCAGCGGAGGACGAUUCUGACCCACCGGCCUCGCAGAUGACCCAGCUACCAUUUGGUGAUGAAGUCUGGCAGUGUAUGAAAGAAGAUAUUGGACCAGAGAUUUAUCACUUCUGUCGGGACUUUAAUAUAGCUCAUAUUAUUGUCAAGUCUUCUUCGAAACAGCUCCCUCGUGGCAAGGUUCCUGUGAUGUGUGCAAUGGUGGACUCGAUGAAUGUCUUGGCGGCUGAAGCUAGUGUAAUACUCAAAGACACUUCAGGAGAGAUAAAAGCCACUGUACAUAGGCAAGUUGUGAAGGAAUUCCAGUCCGAAUUGCAAGCAGGUUGUGGUUUGGUUCUGAAACAGGUCGGGGUCUUCAGUCCCUCUGUAAGAAAACACUACCUGAACAUCACACCGAAUAACCUAGUGUAUAUCUACACCAAGAAGGACGCCCAGCUGUCUUGUCAGAACAUUUCGUCCAUUACCGUUGGCGAAAUUAAAGAGAGUCUUAUAUUGGAUCAAGAAGCGGAGCAUAGUCGAUCUACUACUGCAGGAAUGCCACAGACGCCCGUUCAGUCUCAUAGUGUUGGACCGAAUCAUAUGCAGACGCCGGUUGCUGUUAUUCCUCACACACCGAAUGGGAGGGAACAAUCUCAGAAUCGUAACAGCAUGAGAACCGCAGCAACUCCUAAUUCAGGACUAAGUACCCCUACCAUUGCUGGAAGAGGCAGUGUGGGCGUUCGGAGUCCUCCCUGCCCUACUGGCAUACAACCAAAGACUCCCAGAAUGCCCCAAGCUGCUAUGCAAGGGCGGGGAAUGGGACCAAGUCCUAAUUCUAGGACAUCAUUUGCUUCAAAUCCAGGAUUGAACACGCCUACAGGAGUUCGAAGGGGCAGUGGACAGUUUCAAAAUUCUGCACAAUCCAGUGUUGGUGCGGCUGGUGGUCUUUCGAAGCAUUCUUCCUCUGGGACACCAAGACCUGGACCUAGUCAGACUAUACCCACAGUAUCUGGGCUCGGUGGUGCUGGUACAUUAUCUGGUUCGAGCGCGAAUUCACAUCAAUGUCCCCCUCAAUCUUCUAAUGUGUCAACACAGAAUCGGUCUCAAGGAGCAGGCCUAAGGACUCCUAUUCCAAAUCAAAGACUUCCUAACCCGGGGCACAUGUCGCAGGGUCCAGUACGUCAGAAUUCUAAUCCAUCAAUUCCUUGUCGUUCUCAAGGAAAUAGUAUGACUCCAGUGUGUGCAGCUGUCCCAAAUAAUGGCAAGAGAAAAAACUCUGGUCAAUCUAUGAACAAUUCGGGACCAAGUCAUUCUGGUGGUGGAAAUAUUACAUUCAGAAAAACGUCCAUGCCAUCUGCUCAAAUUGCUCAUGGGAAUAUGACACAAGCUGCGAUGUCUACACCAGGGGAUAAGACUUCUACUGCCUGGGAGAAGUCAGUCGCUGGCAAAUCUGAUGCAGUGAAUUGGGAAAAUGAAAGUAUCAGUGAUCUUCUAUGCGGCCUCGAAGAUGAGAUGAUGGAUGAUUUGGAAGUUUGAGUACGACUACGAGACUGCUGUAUUGAUUGGUGCUGCCACCUAUAUACUCUGAGACUUGUCUGUACGUGACUGUGUCGGUGAUUCCUGCCUGUUGUGGAUUUUGAUAUGAGCGAGCAUGAAUACUUGACUUGCCAAACUCAGCUCGACGCCGAACUGCAGCGCCACUCGCGGACAAAGAUAGAACAAC
Lineus longissimus is the source of this 3219-nucleotide messenger RNA. RefSeq lists its product as uncharacterized. The record is from RefSeq and is a predicted model, not a curated record. Gene Ontology annotation, biological process: recombinational repair. The coding region runs from base 30 to 3032 and encodes 1000 amino acids. Lineage: Eukaryota; Metazoa; Nemertea; Pilidiophora; Heteronemertea; Lineidae. The transcript has 10 exons.